Messenger RNA from Salarias fasciatus (jewelled blenny), 1575 nucleotides. RefSeq names its product apolipoprotein L2-like. The record is from RefSeq and is a predicted model, not a curated record. Gene Ontology annotation, molecular function: lipid binding. The coding region runs from base 1 to 1575 and encodes 524 amino acids. The transcript has 3 exons. Lineage: Eukaryota; Metazoa; Chordata; Actinopteri; Blenniiformes; Blenniidae. Gene Ontology annotation, cellular component: membrane; extracellular region. Gene Ontology annotation, biological process: lipoprotein metabolic process; lipid transport.
AUGUCCUCUAAGUGGACGUUGGCCAGGAAGUCUGAGGUGGGGAUGCUGAGGGACAUCAAAAACAGGGCUGAGAAACUAGAACCAAACUUCACCAACACUGAGAAGAAAGGAAAAGCCUUCCUGCAGUACAUGAAGAAGACAUUCAAGAGUUCCUCUAUAGACAGACAGCGUGAAGAGCUGGAGAGUGAGUUGACCGAGCUGCUGAAGAACACCCUGCAGGGUCUAAAGGAGAUCAGCUCCUUCCUGGAGGCUGUGGAGAAACUAGCUUCCACCUCGCUGGAGGUCUUCACAGAGAAUCAGCUGCUUCAUCUGCCCAGAGACAUCACACUGUAUUACGUUCAGGUCAUGGUCUUGGCUGCAAAAGUAGUCUGUCCUCUGGUGCUGGAGUUCAAGAUGGACAUGGAUCCAUUUUUCCUCCCGAGACUUGAGAAUGUGGAGGUUCUGGCGCACCAGCUGGAAAAAUACAUCCAGACCACCAGCAUCUGUGAGAUGUUUGGGAAAAGUGACUUCAGUGACUUUGACCUGGAAACAGUUGGAGAGACGGUGGUCGACCUGAGUGCUGGUUUACCUGAAGAAGACAUCCAGAGGAUGCUCGAUCACAUUAACCAGCUGGCUGAGAUCAGGAACGAUCCACACUUCCGGAUGGGGUUCUUGUUCAAGCAGGAAUCAGCUGAACACUUUGUCACUGAGUUUACGCUCCAACAGCCUAGAAUGCUGACGUUCCUGAAUGAUCUGGAGGAAACCGCUGUUCAGCUGGACAGGAUGAACAAGGGAGCGAGGAUUUCCACUGUGGCCGGUAGUUCAGUGGGGGCGGUCGGUGGCGUUCUGUCUAUCGUUGGCUUGGCGUUGAUACCCUUCACCGCCGGAGUGUCCCUGUCUCUGACUCUGGCGGGAGUCGGACUGGGAGUCACCAGCGGCGUCAACAGCAUGGUCACCACUGCCGCUGAAAUCGGAGUGAACAACGCUCAACAGAAGAAAGCCAAAAACACCUUCCAGAGCUUCAUGGAGGAUGUACAGAUUCUCCAGGAUUGUGUGGAUGAAGCAAAAUAUCAAACAGACUCCAGACUGAGAGUCAACAUAGGAGAAGUGGGUAUGGGAGUGUUUGAGGUUCUCGGUAGGACCACUGCUGUUGGGAUGGGCAUUGAUUCGAUGGUUGAUGCCAUCUCUGCUAUAAAGCUUUCAAAAAGUGAGCAGGCUGCAACAGGUGCUGGUAGAGUGUUGGCUGAGGGGGGGAAAGCUCUUGGUGCCAUUUCCAAAGUGGCCUCAGAUAUCCCUGAUAUCGGUCAGGCAGCAGCUAAAACCACUGUUGCUGUAACCAAAGCAGCCCGAGCUGGUUUCAUCACACUCAACGCUCUCUUCCUGGGUAUGGACGUCUUCAUGAUCUGCACAAACAGCAUGAAUCUGGCCAAAGGCAGUGAGACUCAAGUCUCAAAAUUCAUCCGAGCCAGAGCGGUGCUGUGGAGCUCAGUGAUGGAUUCAUGGCAGAAGAUGUUCGACUCUCUGGUCCAAGGUUUGCCAACACUGGAGGAGAAGAAGGCCGUCCUGGAGAUGCCAUUUUACCCGAGACUGAGAUGA